CAGCCUUGCGUCAUGAUUGUGCGUCGGCUGGUGUGCGUUCCAUGUGUAAGGAAGCAUGCAGUGAGGAUGGUUUCUCAGUGGACUGAGAAAUGAUUCCUUGUUUUCUCGUGUCUUUCCAUUGCCCCCAGUUGUGAUUUCUGUGCUGUGUGCCAGGCCCAGACAAGAUGGCCGGACGGGGCCGAGGUGGUGCCCGGGGCCAGAUGACAUUUAACGUGGAGGCUGUAGGCUUUGCCCGAGGAGAAUCCUUACCUCCACCGACUCUUCAGCCUCCACCAUUAUUCCCUGCGUUAGAGUACAAACCGGUCCCUCUGCUCAUGGGAGAAGAGGUGGAAUAUAUGCUGGCGUUGAAGCAGGAGCUCCGCGGGGGAAUGAAAACUCUCCCGUAUUUCAUCAAACCUGCUGCACCAAAGAAAGAUGUAGAACGUUACUCUGAUAAAUAUCAGAUGUCUGGACCUGUUGACAAUGCUAUUGACUGGAACCCUGACUGGAAGUUGCUGCCCCGUGAACUUAAGAUCAAAGUGAGAAAGGUCAAGAAAGAGAAGUCCUCCAUUGUCCUCCCGAAACACAAACAGAAGCUUCCUCUGGAUAAGGAAGAGAUCAUUAAGAAAUUGGAGAAUUUGGAAAAGAAGGAAGAAGAAGUAAGCUCAGAGGAGGAAGAAGAGAACAAGGAAGAGGGGGAAGAGAAGGAGGAAGAAGAAGAAUACGACGAAGAGGAACAUGAGGAGGAGACGGAUUACAUCAUGUCCUACUUUGAUAACGGUGAGGAAUUUGGUGGUGACAGCGAUGACAAUAUGGACGAGGCCACUUACUGAUUCCCUGCUCACAUGCGCAUACUGACUGGCGGCCAUGAGUCUUUGAGUCCACAGGAGUCUUUCAGUCUAAU
Messenger RNA from Spea bombifrons (plains spadefoot toad), 883 nucleotides. RefSeq names its product RNA polymerase III subunit GL (gene POLR3GL). Bases 165 to 812 code for a protein of 215 amino acids. Lineage: Eukaryota; Metazoa; Chordata; Amphibia; Anura; Pelobatidae. The transcript is spliced from 8 exons. The record is from RefSeq and is a predicted model, not a curated record. Gene Ontology annotation, biological process: transcription by RNA polymerase III. Gene Ontology annotation, cellular component: RNA polymerase III complex.